Molecule: messenger RNA, 10963 nt
Organism: Pangasianodon hypophthalmus (striped catfish)
Lineage: Eukaryota; Metazoa; Chordata; Actinopteri; Siluriformes; Pangasiidae
Gene: aak1b
Product: AP2 associated kinase 1b
Exons: 21
Coding region: 998-3682 (894 amino acids)
Biological process (GO): protein phosphorylation
Molecular function (GO): protein kinase activity; ATP binding
Source: RefSeq, a predicted model, not a curated record
UCACUUCCGGAUAGCGGGUUGAGGGCGCGCCAUGAGACUGCGCAUGCGCACGAGUUUCACACGUCAACUUCGGCGUCCCGGCGACUCGGUUGUCACUGCGCAUGCGUACGCGGAUUGCGUACUGACAGCUAGUAUUUGUCGCUAGAUUUGCGACAUUGAUUUUUUUUCUUCCCCCCAACAGAAAUGAAAUCUGUUAAUCCUAAAAUGAACCUUUAGUUUAAAAAUUCGCGUCUGCCGAUGGAAAUCGUCAGCGCUGUACAUAUCAUUAUUUUUGCAAUGAUUUUCUCGGGGUAGCUGCACAGGCUAAGCUAAGAUAAUAGUUUAGUCCACAUCAGUCCGUUCUAUAGCGGGUUAGCUUAGCUGGUUUGGAUUAGCCAGUUUGUAUAUUUUUGCUCCUUCAUUUUAUUAACGCCCGUUAAAAUAAUGCUAGUGAUGCAUGGUUAUGUUGCACCGUGAUAUGGUGUACAGCUGUGUUUACUGCUGCGUUGCUAGCUGGCUAACUGCAGCCUGUCAACCGUCAGACAUAGCGUUAGCGUUAGCAUUAGCUCGCUGAAUGACCGAAAUCGCAGUCGAGCUGAAAUAGGCACGAAAACACCUCCAGCUUUGUGUCUCCAUCUCACAGGAAUGGUUUAAGGUCGGGAAAGAUGUGUUCUUGUUUUCCUCAGGGCUUUAUCUGAGUGUCAGUGGACAAUUUUGCUCUUUUUGCCUGGUUUAUAAAGCUAGAUAAAGCUAACAACAGAUAACUGGAACCAGAUGUUGGAGAACCGUUAUUACCAUAAAUGCUGUAAUAUAUGACACCGUGAAUUAUAUAGGAUUAUAUAACGCUAUAGGCACAAUGUCUCCCAGGGCAGCUGAGACAGCCUCUGAUUCACAUUAAAGGGGCUUCACAUCUAUUACACAUCCCUUCUUAACGCUACUGGAACCCUGUUAUUUAAUUUUGGGUCAUUUCUGAGAACCCAGUCCGUGACGAGGUGAUAUCUGAGUCAAGAAUCUCAGCAUGAAGAAGUUCUUCGACUCUCGGAGGGAGCUGGUUAGUGUUGGUCCUGGCUCUGGAGGUGGUGGAGGAUCCAGUGGAGUCGGUGGGAACUUCAUCGGCCGGACCUUCACCAUCGGACAUCAUCAGGUCACCGUGGAGGAAACCCUCGCUGAAGGUGGUUUUGCCAUCGUGUUUUUGGUUCGGACCAAUCAGGGUGUUCGAUGUGCGCUGAAGAGAAUGUACGUGAAUAACGAACACGACCUGCAGGUGUGUCGCCGAGAAAUUCAAAUCAUGAGGGAUCUCUCAGGCCAUAAGAACAUUGUGGGCUACGUGGACUCGAGCGUGACGGCUGUAGGAGGCGGUGAUGUGUGGGAGGUUCUCAUCCUCAUGGACGUGUGUAAAGGAGGUCAGGUGGUGAAUCUGAUGAACCAGCGUCUGCAAACGGGAUUCACAGAGACUGAAGUGCUGCAGAUUUUCUGUGAUACGUGUGAAGCUGUAGCUCAACUGCACCAAUAUAAAACUCCCAUAAUCCACCGGGACCUAAAGGUGGAGAAUAUCCUGUUACAUGAUCAGGGACAUUACGUACUGUGUGAUUUCGGCAGCGCAACCAAGAAGUUUCAAAACCCACAGAGUGAUGGAGUGACUGUUGUGGAAGAAGAGAUCAAAAAGUACACCACUCUCUCAUACCGAGCUCCUGAAAUGGUGAACCUGUAUAACGGUAAACUUAUCACCACCAAAGCAGACAUCUGGGCUCUGGGAUGCUUGCUGUAUAAGCUGUGCUUUUUCUCGCUGCCCUUCGGAGAGAGUCAGGUGGCCAUAUGUGACGGGAGCUUCACCAUCCCAGAUAACUCCCGUUACUCCUACGACAUGCACUGUCUAAUCCGCUACAUGCUGGAGCCGGAUCCGGAUAAACGGCCCGAUAUUUAUCAGGUGUCUCACUUUGCUUUCCGACUCGCUCGACGUGAAUGUCCUGUCCAAAACACACAGAAUUCCCCACUUCCCUCUAAGCUCCCUGAGCCAAUAAGAGCAAGCGAGGCAGCAGCGGCGAAGAAGAGCCAAACACAGACGAAGCCCAGGCUCACAGAUCCCAUUCCCACCACUGAGACGUCCAUCACGCCACGUCAGAGGCCCAAAGCUGCUCAGGCUCAGCCAAUAGGAGGCGUCCUGCAGAUCCAACCUGCUGCACUCACACCACGCAAGAGAGGUACACCUAUACACUCAGCUGUGAGUGUGAAUUUGGCUCAGCCAGCUGCAGCACUGCAGUCUCAGAUCACACACUCCUCUAACCAGCCUCAGCACAAACAGUCCGUGCAGCCAAUCCCAGUUUCGGCACCUGUAUCAGGAAGUGUAACUCCACCAGUGACAAGCCCCGCCCCUCCAGCAGUAACAAGUCCUGCUCCUCAGAAAGCCACACCCACUCCUUCAAGUCCGGUUCCACCCACCGCUCCAGCACGUAGUGCCAAGCGCAAACAGCAACAACAACAAAAUCAACAACCACCACAACAACAAAAACAGCCUCCUCUUGCAGCACAGCCACUUGAAGCCACGCCUACUACCACACCCCCUGCCCCACCCACUGCUGAGGAAAUGCCUACCACUAUGGGCCUCUCCCAAACCCCGCCCUCUUCCCCAAGGACCCAGAAGGCAGGGCACAGACGCAUCCAAAGUGAUGUCACACACAGUGCAAUGGUUGGUGUGUGUGCAAGCCAGUCAACGCAGCAGCUACAGGCUGCUACAGCCGAGGCGAACCUCAACAAAUCCAAGUCAGCCAGCACCACUCCAUCCAACUCUCCACAGUCUUCCCAGCAGAGUGUGUAUGAAUCUAGCCAGCAGUGCGGAGCCACCACUUCUGUUCCAAAUCUUGUCACCACUUCUGCCCAAAGUCUUGCCACUUCUUCUGCCCCUCCUGCCCCAAGUCUAAGCGCAACUUCUGCUCCGAGUCUUAGCACCAGUGCUGCUUUGAGUCUUAGUGCCCUGGACCAGCCGUCCUGGAACCCCUUCGGCGAUGAUAACUUCUCCAAGCUGACAGCCGAGGAACUGCUUAACAAAAACUUCACCAAACUCUCCAAAGAGACUGUAGAGCCCCCGAGCAUUUGCACAGAGGAACUUCUGCCUGGACUGGACUCUGUUGAACCCAUUACUCAGCCUUCAGCUGAAAGACCUGCUGAUAUUCUGGGGUUGGAUUCAGGUGCUGAUUUACUGGCAGUACCAGAAAAGCUAAUAGAGGGUCUGAAGUCUCCAGAUGCAUCUCUUUUGCUGCCUGACCUCCUGUCAAUGUCCGACCCCUUUGGUAGUUCUGUAGAAGACAUGAGAGAUGGAAGUGCUGAGGUGUGUGUGGACUCCCUGAUUCCUGGACUGGAGGCUCCUCAGGUUCAUCCUGUGCAGACAGACGCAGUGAGGAAUGAUACUCUGAGUGGAGAAGACUCUCUUUUGGGCAGUCCUUUCUCCUCUGGCCCCGCCCCCUGUCUAGAUGAAUUUGCACCUGUGUCAGGAGGAUCUGCCCACAGCACGACAGACUCGACUUGCUUGAUCUCUGGCUUUGAGCCGCCGGGUUCAGACAAAAGCGCAGAUGACGAGUUUGACCCGAUCCCAGUUCUUGUCUCCAAAACAUCUCAAGGCUCCUCCCACAGCGCUACUGGCUCUGACUCCAGUUUGCCCAGUUUGGCUUGUUCACUGCUGCUGGUGGAUCAGCUCAUCGACCUGUAGAGCUCAACGCUCUCUGUCUAAAUCUCUCACUUCAUCCCUCCCUCCCUCCACCCACCCAUCCAUCCAUCCAUCCAUUCAUCCAUCCAUUCAUCCAUCCUUCCCUCUGUCUGUCUAACUGCUUUGCUUUCAGCCUCCGUCCUGCUGCUCUCCCUUCUUUUUUCAUCUCUCCACUGCAAUCCUCUUCUGAGUUUUUUUUUUUCUUGGGUGGGGGGGGUUCAUCUCUUCUUCAUUCAUGUUACAUUCUUCAUUCUUUCAUCAAAAAAACCUGCAUUACAUUAGUCGGUUUCUGUUUGUGUGUGAAUGUGUGUGUGUUUGAGAGAGAGAGAGACACAUCUCACCUUAUUGAUUGAUUAGAAAGACAUUUGGAUCUUAUCAUAUCUCAGACUUGCACUGCACUUUGUAGUUUCUAUUAUUAUGUUAAAUCUCUUUUUAUUUAAUACUAUUUAUAAUAUUUUUAUUUUUUAUUAUUUUUUUAUUUCUUUCUUUGCUUUCUUUCUCUCUCAUAUUUUCCCUUUUUUCUUUUUUUCUGUUCUUUCUUUCUCUGUCUCUAUCGCUCUUUCUUUUUCUUUAUUUUUCUCUCAUUCUUUUUCUCAUGUUCUCUCUCUCUCUCUCUUUCAUUCUUUUUUUCUCUCAUUCUGCCUCUUUGUUCUCUCUCUAUUUCUUUUCUAGAUCUUUCUUUUUCUUUCUCUCUUUUGUUCCUUUUUAUCGUGUUUUUCUUUUUUUCCCUCUCUCUUUUCUUCUUUCUUUUUCUCUCUUGUUCAGAUUUCUCUCAUUCUUUCUCUCAUCAUUUUUUUCUUCUGUUUUUUCUUUUUGGUCUUUAUUUUUUCUCUCUUGUUUCUUUUUCUGUUUUUUCUUUCUCUCCCAUUUUUCUCUCUCUCAUUCUUUCUUUUCCUCUCCUGUUCUUUUCUUUCUUUCUCUUCCCACAUGGUCAUGCAUUCAUUUCUGUCCGUUUCCCCAUGGUCCAUCCCGUCUUCCCCCUCACUGAUGUAAAUAGGUGGUAUGUGUGUGUGUGUGUGUGUGUAUGUGUGUGUGAAGCCCUAAGUGUAAAUGAGACGUGUAUAUCUGCGCUGUAUGCAGUGAUGUGUGUAAAGAGAGUCUUACUGUCGUUACUGUAGUGAUAUUAUAGAUUAUUAUAGACUUUAAUGCGAUCUUUCCUGUAUGCCUAAUUAAGAUUCUAUGUGAAUAUGAAUAGAGCGUUAGUGAACGAGUGUGUGUGAGAUAUAAACAUAUGUAUAUGAGUCAUAGAUUAUUCAGAAGAAUUCUUUAUAUCUUUAUGUCAUGUGUGUUGAGUAGGCAUGUGCCGAUAACCGAUUAUAUAAUAUAUUGCAAUAUUGUCAGACAAUAUUGUUACCAUGGACACAAUAUCAGCUCCCUAGGUAGGCAGCAUUCAGAAAGUGAAAUAAGGAAAACUGUCUUCUUAUUUUGGACAAAUUAAAUGCAGUGCUCAGAUCUCCUUAUUAGAGCCCUAAUAGCAAUAUUAGAGUGCUGUGAGGCCACUUGUCUGCCAUACAGGCAUUCCCUCUUCAUCUAUGGAAGUAUUUCCUGAUAUUGUAGGUAGAGCAGUAACACCCAACACAAGUGUAGUGGCCAAAUAUUCCAGGUGAAAAUUCACUGACAUUACUGUUAGCUUAGCUAUCACUCUAACUUCACUUAAUCAGUUUUCAACUUCACUUAAUCAGACUUGGCUCUUAGAACAAUUGAAUAUUUCACACGGUCAUUCACUCAGUUAUUCAUUCAUUCACUCCGUCAUUCACUCAGUUACUCAGGCAUUCACUCAGUCAUUCACUCAAUUACUCAUUCAUUCAUUCAUUCACUCCGUCAUUCACUCAGUUACUCAUUCAUUCACUCCGUCAUUCACUCAGUUACUCAGGCAUUCACUCAGGCAUUCACUCAGUCAUUCACUCAGUUAUUCAUUCAUUCACUCAGUCAUUCACUCAAUUACUCAUUCAUUCAUUCAUUCACUCAGUCAUUCACUCAGUUACUCAUUCAUUCAUUCACUCAGUCAUUCACUCCGUCACUCAUUCAUUCAUUCACUCAGGCAUUCAGUCAGUUACUCAUUCUGUCAGUUACUCAGUCACUCUCAGACUGCCAGUCAGUUGUUCAGUCAGUCACUUAGUGACUGUCUGUCUCACUCUUUCAGUCACUCACUCAGUCACUCUGUUAGUCAGUCACUUGUUCAUUCACUCGUUCAUUCAUUCGUUCAUUCACUCAGUCACUGUCAGUCAGUCAGUUGUUCAGUCAGUCACUUAGUGACUGUCUCACUCUGUCAGUCACUCUGUCAGUCACAGUCACUCAUUCAGUUAGUCACUCUGUCAGUUACUCAGUUGUUCAGUCAGUCAUUGAGACUUAUGUCUCAGUUAGUCACAUAGUCAGUCACUCAGACAUUCAGUCACACAGUAAGUCACUCAUUCAGUCAGUCAGCCAGUCACUCAUUCAGUCACACAGUCAGUCAGUCUCACUCUCACUCACUCACUGAGCAAAUCAUUUGAAGUCUAUGUGUCAAAAGGGGCCUAAUAUGGAGAUGUAUGAUUCAGCAUUGAAUGUGCCCUUCGCCACUGGAACAAGAUGCUGCCAAGUGGAGACAUCUACAUUUUUUCUAAACACAGUAUUGUGAUGAUCUCGCAAAGCCAUGAUAUGAAGUUUAGCAAUGAUCGUGAAGUGAAAACGGAAUAUUGGCACACGUCUGGUGUUUCUGAGCCCUGUGUGUUUAUGUGAAUGUGGAAAAUAUUUGUUUGAGUUUCCUGGAGUCUGACUUCUGCAGCAAUUGUGUGUGUGUAUGAGAGAGAGAGAGAGAGAGAGAGAGACCUAUUCAAAUGUGUGUAUUUAAUAAUGACAUGCUGAUGCCUAGAAACACACACAUAUCUCAGCAUGACAGUGUUUUAGAUUACUGUUUUACAUUAAGACGUGCUUGUGACAAAGAUUUCAGUCAGGUGUGUGUGUAUGUGUGUGUGUGUGUGUGUGUGUGUGUGUAUGUGUGUGUUCUCUUUGAGAUGGCAAUUAUAAGAGUUGGAUCCAGUAUAAACUUGUCUGCUAAAAGCACAAUCUCUCUUCUCUUCAUCCUAUUUUCUUUUCCUCUUUUUCCUCUCUAUCUCUUCCUAACUGCCAUAGAGGGCUCGGCUAUGAAACUCUUCUCUCCUUUUUAUUUCUUUCCUUUUCUUUUCCACUCCCAUUCUAAUUUCUCCUCUUCCUGUUUUCUCAUUACACUCCUUCCUCUUCCACUCUGUCUCCCCUUUUAUCAUAUUCUCUCCUUCUCUUUGUCUGUCUUCUUCUCUUAUUUCUUAUUUCUUUUAUUUUUUCACUCUUCCAUACAUUUCUCUUCUCUUCUUUCUCUCACCACUCAGUCUUGAUUUCCUGUUCCUCUCCGCAUCUCCUCUUUCUUCCCUUUUUUUCCCCCUAUUCCUCAUCCUUUCUCUUCUCUAAAUCUUUCCUUUUCUCUUAUUCCUUUCUCUCUACUUGUCUCCCCCUUCUUUAUCUCAUCAUAUCCUCUCCUCCUUCUCUUAUUUCUCUUUCUAUGUUUCAUCUUUCUAUCCUUCUAUCGUACUUGUCCUCAAUAAAGCAGGUGAAUGAUUUCUUGAGCGAUGCUGAACUGUACUCUAAUAACCUAAUCACCGGUCGAGCCACUAAUCAGCAUUAUUGAUUGAUUAAUGUGAAUGACCAUCUUGAGUGUUUGCCUGUUUAAACAGUUCCCUCUGCUGUAGUGUGCAUGGAUAAUUACAGAACCUGUCACAGCUCAGGCGCAGGACCAUCCUGAUUUAGCGUUCUAUUUUUCUGAUAAAGCCUGUGCUCAUAUUUCCCUGCUCUGUACAGUCGCGUGUAGGAAACGCCGCUAACCCCUAUGCAAUCUCAGCGUUUCAGCAUAGAUCACACCGCUGUCCUUCAAUCGCCUUGCAGCUGCAGUUCAGACUUGUGUAUUUGUGCAGAGAUUACCCUCAAUUCUUUUUAUGUGCUCAGAUGUGGUUGUUUUUUUUUUUUUCUCUCUCUGUUGGGGUUCGAAUCGUCACCGUAGCAAAAUCCCGAACCCGUUUGUUAGAGCGGAGACGACUCCAUGUGCACCUUCUAUAUUUUUGUCUAAAAGAGAAUAAAAAUUAAGAAAGCGUGUUCAAUAAACAUGUACAUGUGAAACGUAAGUGUUUAGUGGUGUUCAUUAGUGCAAGCACCUCACUCUUCUCACUCUGCGGCAAUAAGGAAUAAAACACUACACAAAGUGAACUUAAUGGUACAUUUUCCUAUAAUUAUUCCUCUCUUACCUAAGAAAUAUGCCAGCGAUUAUUAUUUAUUUUAUUUAUUCAAAACAGUGUGUACUUUUUAUCCAUUUAUAGUUAUGUUUAAUGUUGUGAUUUGUCCCCGAAACAAGUUAGUUCUUGUUAUCACUUACAUUGUAUUGUACCUCAAAAGCCUCUUUUUACUCUGUGUAUUGAAGUUAAUAAGACAAACGGUGCAGCUUGUCAUGUUAUCAAGAAACCACAAAGCACCACGUCCUCCCUCCUGAAGCCUUUCCUGUGUCAGAAAAUUGGAAGCUACAGCUUUAUGUCUGACUGUUCCAAAGUGCUGAGACUGGAGACUCCUUCCAUGAAUGCUAAAUCAUCAUCUCUUCGAAGAAAACUUCACUAUAUUAACAAUUACACACAUUUUUUAAAAAGUCUGUUUAUGUGGAGCAUCUGCCGUACAAGUCCUUGUGUAAGUUGUUAGUAUGAAAACGAUACCAUAUUAGAACGAGCGCAUUUAUAUAAAUCUGUAAUUUGAAUUACAGCUGGAACUGCUGUUAGAGUAACUAAUAUGUUAUUGUUUCUAUAGUAACAGCUCAUACACAGGGACUUGAACGGCAGAUGCUCCACAUAAUCUAAGACUAAUAAACAGAUUUAAAAAAUGUGUUGUUUAAGUUGAAGGCAUCUCGGUUGUAAGCGCUUUUCAACAGUCACAGUGGUUUGCUAAGUUUUGCUAAGUACAGGAAAGUCUUCAGGACAGAGGAGUUUGUUUUCUGUUUUCUCAGUAUAAUAACAAAUGAAAUGAGAGAGAGAGAGAGAGAGGGAGGCUUGUGAUGGAACAGCUGCUCUAACAUAAGUGAUAACAGGACCUAUCUUGUGUCUCAGGCUUUCCACAACAUUACAUCUAAUUAUAAACCAUUAAAGUGUGUGACUCCCCAGCAUGCAUUAUUUUCGUAUAGCCGCACAGUCUGUUGUGUGUUAGGCAUCUCUUAAUUAAUUAACACCUUCUGACCAAUCAGAAUUGAGAAUGCAACAGAGCUGUGGUAUAACCAGCUAUGCAAUAUACCAAUAUAUUCAAUAGUGUAUAAGGCAUUCUCAUAAUUCUGUUCAUUUACAACUGAUUACAGAAAGAUGUAUGUAGCCAUGAUAGAAGGAUAUUUUAUUUUAUAGCAGACAAGAAAUCACUAACAAUCUCAGAAAUGAAAGUAUGCGACCUAAAAAUUGCUCUCAUGCUACUCUGGCUAACAACUUCUGCCUCUUCUUCUCCAGGUAAGAUUUAUUUCACCCUGAUUUACAAUUCCUAAUAACUGGUUUUUUUUUUUUUUGGUUUUUUUUUUUUGGUUUUUUUUUUCACAUUUUUGUGACAUUACAUUAAAAUUGCCAUACAUUCUUCUAAGAAACAGACGAACAUCUUAGUGGAAAAUCUGAGUUGAAAACAUGACAAGCAAAUGUUACUAAAUGUCCUCUUAUUUCUUGAUGAGGGUAAAAGCGAAGGUGUUUCUUGUUUGGUCUGAUGACAUUUUAUUGUGAAACUACCACAUCAAGCCAUUUGAUAUUUAAUAUAGAACUCAUUUGUGGUGUUCAAAACUAACAUCUGUCCUAAACAGUGUAGAUUUUACUUUGGUCGAAAAUAUUUAAAAUAGGCUUAUUGAAUGUGAGUGAGGUCACGGACACAGGUAAUAAUAAUAAUAAGCUGAGCUUCCUGUUAAAGAGUACCGAUGUAGUGUGUAUAUCAGUAUAGUCAUUCAUAUUGUGUGUGUGUGUGUGUGUGUGAGAGAGAGAGAGAGAGAGAGAUAAAGUGAAUAUUUUGUGGAUGAGAGACCUGGAAGUGAUGAAAUAUAGAUAGAGCUGCCAUCCACCAGUUUUCUUCAGGUCAAGACUGACACGUGUUGCCUCUGAUAGAAGUCACCACAUAUUUUCAAAGCGCCACUCGUGAAGUGUCAGGAAGAGAAAGAAGUGUUGUAAUUGAUUUAUCAGCUGACAUUCGUGAUUGGCUAGUAUCGCUUUGAUUGACAGGGGAGAGGAACAAUCUCCUUCCCUCCCAGAUAAGACACUCCUGCUCUUCUGGACGUUUAGCUGUGGCAUCUUUUUAGGAUUCGGAUUCCUGAUCUCUUAACAAUGGGGCAUUUUUUCCUCAUCUGUCUCAUGCACGUCUCUCAGAAUAGUUACGCUUCUAUUUUAGCCCAGGUUUCAGUCAGUGUGUGACUCAUGUGUGCCAGUUCAGGACUCAGUUCAUCCAUCUGCAGUUAUUUAAUGCACUUUCUAUAUGUGCAUUUUAUUCUAAAUCAUUAUCUACAGUGUUGUGAUUGUGUGGCCUGUAACUGCAGAGCAGUAUGUUUAGAUGUUCAUGAUUUUACACCCCCAUAAAUAAACCGGAAUAAGCACAAAUGUUAUAAAUUGUGUUGUAAUUACACUUUUGACUUUUUUUGGCUUUAGUUUUUAGUUUUUAUUUGUGUCAGACUCAGUUGGAAGGUGGUUUACGCUACACAGACAAUUCAAUUCAAUUCAUUUUUAUUUGUAUAGCGCUUUUUACAAAGGUCAUUGUCUCAAAGCAGCUUUACACAAACAAAAGUAAAGUGAAGUGUGUGUGUGUGUGCCGUCUCUGAUGAGCAAGCAGGGCGACGGUGGCAAGGAAAAACUCCCUGAGAUGGUGAUAGGAAGAAACCUUGAGAGGAACCAGGCUCAACAGAGAACCCAUCCUCAUAUGGGUUUACACUGUAGUGUGCGUGUGUGUGAGCACAAUGUGUGUUGGUGUAGUCCAUGGAAAACAGCUGAAGCGUUUUCGUGGCAGUAUGAAGCAUUGCCGGUGGACAGGUCCAGAGUGAAGGGGGGGAGGUCUGGAUCACCGGCAGCUCAGGAGUGUAGACAGUCAUAGGUCACAUUCUAUGUGAAUUCCAGAUUAAAUUUGCUAUUUGAAAUCCCUUUAAAUAUAAUUUAAAUGGCAUCAGACAAGGCGGCGCACUUGGUGGCUGUUACAUCUCGGGAUAAUAAUAACUGCAGGAAUGAUAGAAUGAUGCCUUGUUGAAUAUCAUACUUUACUAGGCAACUGAUUAUUGCCUGAUCUUUUCUUGUGCUG